AUGCCCCCGCGAAUAAACCUCCCGCCGGUGACGCGCAUCGUGCUGAUUGUGCUCGGCCUGCAGUCAGUACUGAGCGCCGCCAUCCGCUAUCGCCAGUGGACCGCUCACUCCGAUAUCGUCAUCCCCUAUCUCAACCUGAUCCCCCAGCUCUCGCUCAGCUACCCCUGGACCUUCCUGACAACGACCUUCGUCGAGAGCAACAUCUUCACCCUAUCUAUCGCCUGCCUCACCCUCUACCAUGGCGGCCGUUACCUGGAACGCGCCUGGUCAUCUCGCGAGUUCGCCAAGUUCCUCGUCAUCGCUUCGCUGAUCCCCAACGCCCUGUGCUUCGCUACCUCCAUCUUCUUCUUUGCCCUGACCCGCAACGAGCAAUGGACUCUCCUGGUCAUUGCUGGCACCAUCCCUCUUCAAAUCUCUUUCCUCGUCGCCUUUAGCCAGCUCCUCCCAGCUCACACCGUGACGCUCUUCCGGGGCCUGCUCUCCCUGCGCGUGCCACGUUUCCCGCUGCUCUACAUCGGCGUUGUAACGCUACUUUGCAUGACCCCCAUGCUCUCAAUUGCUUCCUUCUUCCUCGCCAUCUACGGUUUCUUCGUGAGCUGGACCUACCUGCGCUUCUACAAGGUCGCCUUCCCAGACCUGGACACUUCCCAGCCAAGCUCUCUCCGCGGCGACGCCAGCGAAACCUUUGCCAUCGCCGAGUUCUUUCCGGGCCCGGUGCGUCCCAUCGUCGCGACCAUCUCGACCCACGUCUUCAACCUCUUGGUCGCUAUGCGCAUCUGCGUGCCCUUCAGCGCCGCUGACAUUGCUGCCGCCCGCGGCGACCACCGUUUCGGCCACCGAGCCACUCCCGGUAGUGUCCGCGCCGAGGCUGAGCGCCGUCGUGCCCUUGCUUUGCGCGCCCUCGACCAACGCCUGCAUGCCGCCACUGCCAACGCCGCCGCUCGUGCUCAGAGCGCUCCCGUGCCCCAUGCCGUUUCCCCUCCUGUGCCGACCGCCGCCGGACCGACCGUCCACAGCCAACCACAGCCGGUUACGCAACCCAUGACUACGCAGGCGGCUGGGAAUGCGACCCUGCUGGGUCAGACGAAUUAUAACCCUGACGACCGCUCGUAA
This is a messenger RNA of Thermochaetoides thermophila DSM 1495, 1113 nucleotides long. RefSeq lists its product as uncharacterized. Gene Ontology annotation, cellular component: Golgi apparatus; membrane. NCBI's taxonomy places the organism in Eukaryota, Fungi, Ascomycota, Sordariomycetes, Sordariales, Chaetomiaceae. The transcript has 2 exons. The record is from RefSeq and is a predicted model, not a curated record. Gene Ontology annotation, biological process: retrograde vesicle-mediated transport, Golgi to endoplasmic reticulum. The coding region runs from base 1 to 1113 and encodes 370 amino acids.